AGGAUAUGAAGUCAGAACAUGAGAACACAGCAGAAGAAUGGAGCUGAUACACUACUGCUUAAUCGCCCUUGUAGCUCUGGCAAAUGCAGAAUUUGAAGAGCCCACAGCAGCCCGAGUGCUGGCCAACAUCACAUUGAGUAAAGGUGAGAUCCAGGUGUUCACAGGGGAAGAUCUGAAGAUCACCUGCAGCGUGCCUGAAGACCCCUCAUCCUCCUGGAGGUACAAGUGGUUUCGGGAUGGUGCUGAAAUAGGUUUGGAUGGUUUCCGAGAGAUUCGUAUUGAGCACAGUGGAGAAUACAGCUGUCAGGCAGAGAAGGACACAGAGAAACGGCCCUUUGUUUUGAGCACUCUUCCCAGUCUGCCUCUCAACCUGCACGUGGAUCGUGGAUGGGUGCUCUUACAGACACCAGCUACACCUGCAAUUAUUGACGAUACCGUGAUACUGACGUGUCGCAUUAGGAACAAUCCCAUGGCAAGAGAGGUUUGCUUCUAUAAGGAGGCGUCUGAGAUUCAGUGCCACAACAGUAAACAGUUGAUUCUGACUCGUGCAACGCUUGAAGAUGGAGGUAUUUACUGGUGCAGGGCAUCGUGGAUACAGGGUAAUGAAUUACACUCGGCUCAGUCUGUUCCCACUCCUGUCACUGUACUAGAUAAGUUGAACACGCCGCAGUUGGCGAUUGUUUCUGGUCGGAUCGUUCUUGGGCAGGAAGUGCAUUUAAGAUGUAACACCCAGCUGAACGUUAAACGGGAAGACCUUCAUAUCGAAUACUACUACAUGAAAAACAACAGCUGGCUGGCACCUUCCUCCUCCUCCAACACAUUCAUCAUCAGAAACGUACAACACCAGGAUGCGGGGACGUACACCUGCAAAGCCAAAGUGAGAAUUCUGGAUGUGGAGAGGUUGAGCGACAGUCUGGAACUGAAGGUCCGUUAACCUGCGCUCCGAGUGGACCUGAUGACAAAAGCAGAAUUUUACCUGAAGAAAUCUUUUAACACCAUCAGCCAAGCUCCUGAGGAAGACGGAAUAAAGGAAGAUGUCAUGUUACUUGCAGAAUUUUCACCUUGCCACAAGAAAAUUGGAGCCUCAUUCAAGCUAUGUGCUUGAUUUUAUUACAAGUGCUUAGAAACCCAACAACCUAAAGCCUACAAUGUGAUAUGUGUUUCAUACAGUACUACAGUAUGUUAUAUAUGAUUUGACAUUACAUGGUUUAUAUGUAUACUCUGUUGACCCUACAAUACAGAUCAUUUACUCUCUCAUUUGUGUUGUCAAAAUGCCUGAUGUAUGAACAUAAAAUAAAGACUAUUCCAA
Molecule: messenger RNA, 1309 nt
Organism: Xyrauchen texanus (razorback sucker)
Lineage: Eukaryota; Metazoa; Chordata; Actinopteri; Cypriniformes; Catostomidae
Product: high affinity immunoglobulin gamma Fc receptor I-like
Exons: 6
Coding region: 38-934 (298 amino acids)
Biological process (GO): cell surface receptor signaling pathway
Molecular function (GO): transmembrane signaling receptor activity
Source: RefSeq, a predicted model, not a curated record